AUGAAAGCACUUGCAUUGACAGCAGCGUUGCUUGCGAAGGCUGUUGCCGGCCUGACGGCUGCAGAAUGGCGAAGUCAGUCGAUUUAUUUUCUUCUGACUGAUCGAUUCGGGCGUACAGACAAUUCUACGACAGCAACAUGCAAUGUCAGCGAUAGGAUUUACUGUGGUGGUAGCUGGCAAGGAAUCAUCAACCACUUGGACUAUAUCCAAGGCAUGGGAUUUACUGCUAUCUGGAUCACUCCCGUCACAGAACAGCUCUCUCAAGAUACUGGAGAUGGCGAAGCCUACCACGGAUACUGGCAACAGGAAAUAUACAACGUCAACGCUAACUACGGCACUGCUUCUGAUCUUCUGGCGCUCUCUACAGCUCUUCACCGCCGUGGCAUGUAUCUCAUGGUAGAUGUGGUUGCAAACCAUAUGGGCUAUGCCGGAGCUGGUAACACUGUUGACUACAGUGUCUUUAACCCAUUUGAUUCUUCUUCUUACUUCCAUUCAUAUUGUGAGAUCACCGAUUACUCUGAUCAGACAAACGUGGAAGACUGUUGGCUGGGAGACACCACUGUUUCCCUCCCCGAUCUCGACACGACGCUUUCUUCUGUUCAGACAAUCUGGUAUGACUGGGUUGCUGACUUGGUGUCGAAUUACUCAAUUGAUGGACUACGAAUUGAUACAGUCAAGCACGUCCAGGAGUCAUUCUGGCCCGACUACAACAGUGCUGCAGGUGUCUACUGCGUUGGAGAAGUCUAUGAUGGGGAUCCAGCUUACACAUGCCCCUACCAGAACUACCUGGAUGGUGUUCUGAAUUAUCCAAUUUAUUAUCAACUGCUGUACGCAUUCCAGUCAACAAGCGGCAGUAUCAGCGAUCUAUACAACAUGAUCAACUCCGUUGCAUCUGAUUGCUCUGACCCUACCUUGCUGGGAAACUUCAUCGAAAAUCAUGACAACCCACGAUUUGCUUCCUACACGAGUGACUACUCUCAAGCGAAGAAUGUACUUUCGUUCAUCUUUUUCUCUGAUGGGAUCCCUAUCGUCUAUGCUGGCCAGGAACAACACUAUAGCGGCGGUAGCGACCCUGCCAAUCGUGAGGCAACCUGGCUAUCCGGGUACGAUACAAGCGCUGAACUCUACACAUGGAUCGCCUCCACAAACAAGAUCCGCAGUCUGGCUGUCUCGAAGGAUACUGCCUACAUAACGUCCAAGAAUAAUGCUUUCUACACUGACAGCAAUACCAUCGCUAUGAAGAAAGGAUCGAGCGGCUCACAAGUCAUCACGGUUCUCUCAAACCGUGGGUCAUCGGGCAGCUCAUAUACCCUGACUCUGAGCGGAAGCGGCUAUUCAUCCGGCACGAAACUGAUGGAGAUGUACACCUGCACUGCCGCAACGGUGGACUCUAGUGGUAACAUUGCGGUACCCAUGGCUUCUGGGUUGCCUCGAGUCUACAUGCUGGCUUCUUCGGCUUGUUCGAUCUGCAGUUCUGCAUGUUCAACAACUACAACCUCAUCCACGACCUCGACUGCGACAACGACGUCAACCACCCUCAAAACUACUACAACGACCACCUCCACGAGCUGCACACAGGCCACUGCGUUGCCUGUUCUGUUCAAAGAGAUUGUUACCACUUCAUACGGGCAGAACAUCUACAUUUCGGGCUCAAUCAGUGAACUCGGUGACUGGGACACUUCUAACGCCGUUGCCCUCUCCGCUGACCAGUACACAUCAUCCAAUAAUCUUUGGUAUAUUGUUGUGACAAUUCCGGUAGGAACUUCAUUCGAGUACAAGUUCAUCGAGGAGACGAGUGGGUCUAGCAGUAUCACUUGGGAAAGUGAUCCUAACCGCUCGUACACUGUCCCAACUGGGUGUGCAGGCUCAACGGCAACCGUUACAGCGACAUGGAUAUAG
Messenger RNA from Penicillium cataractarum, 1899 nucleotides. Its product is annotated as putative alpha-amylase. The transcript has 9 exons. Gene Ontology annotation, molecular function: starch binding; calcium ion binding; alpha-amylase activity. NCBI's taxonomy places the organism in Eukaryota, Fungi, Ascomycota, Eurotiomycetes, Eurotiales, Aspergillaceae. Gene Ontology annotation, biological process: carbohydrate catabolic process. The record is from RefSeq and is a predicted model, not a curated record. Bases 1 to 1899 code for a protein of 632 amino acids.